AUGUGCUUACGCCGAUGCAAACUGAACAGCGAUUGUCAAUCAGUGAGAUUUAAUAGAGAAAACCUACAGUGUGAACUGCUGAAGAUACGUUAUGAUAACGAAGAGAAAACGCCGGAGGAACUGAAAAAUAUGUCUAAAGUCUGCAACACUGACAAGUUGACUCCAUGCAACAUGCAGAGUGUGGAACUGUCAUCUGGAAAAUCCGUCUGUAUCCGGAAACAUCAAGGAUACAGCAAUGUCGCACUGAAUAAAGUUACCCAGCAGUCGUCAAACCAUUACCGUUAUACCACAGGGCACUAUGCUGUUGAUGGAUAUCAGCCAACUACAGGAUCUGGGGAAUGCAGUCAUUCUGCUUAUGAAUUAAGUCCAUCUCUAACUAUUGAUCUUGGACACUCUUACAUCAUUGACUGGGUGUCGUUUUACACGCGUCCAGAUUGUUGUGAAUAUCUUUACCACGAUCUGCAGAUACGAAUAGGGGAAACCACCAAUUGGGAAGACAUGACAAUUUGUGGUAUUUUUGACAAAGCGGCAGAAUUGGGAAAGACGUACGGAAUCCAAUGUCCCACGUGUCUCGUCGGACAAUACGUCACCUUUAAAAUCGUUGAAGGUGGCACAGCGACAAGUAAUCAACUCAGUCUUUGUGAAGUAUCUGUAUUUGGAAUGUAACUUAUUGUAACAUAUUCUUGACAAUAGAGAGAACUGAAAACUGUUGGAAAGUAACGUCCAGCAGACGCUUCAGAGGCAUCUCUCAUAAGCUACUAACCUAUAUGACACACCAUUUAUCCAUGUUAGAAUAUUAUAUUUUGCAACGUCAUCAUCAAUCAAUGAACUUGUUCUAAGUUAUCAUUCGUAGUCAUUCAUAUGUACCAUGAAAACCGUCAAACAGCCUCCCCACUGUAGCUGUAGCAUGUGUCCCUUUUCUUCAAAGAAAAAUUGAUUUUAUCUAUUAUACUCUUCAAACACUGAUGUGUAUCUAGUAAGUGUACAGUCUUUUUCCCCUGGGAUAUUGGAAAGUAAGGGUAGAAAACCCAGUUUUAAACGGUUAAACUUGGCCUGAAAACUAAAGGAUUACUAUCUGGGGUCAAUGCGAAUAAAUAGGGUAGAUGGAAAACGUAGUUUUUACAUAUUAUAAUUGUAUUUAUUUUUAAGAAUUUCAUCACCAGCACAAAUAUUGGAUAUAAUAUUCCUUAUAACUAAAACCGACUUAUAAUAGACAACACAAAUAUAUAUAUAUAACCUUGUGCUCGAUAUAAACAAAGGUUUCUAAAAACCGGUUAUUCGAUGAAUAUCAAUAGAGAUUUAACAAAAACAAAAACAGACAAACCCGACUUCAAAAGACAGCAGAGCUCUUAAUGUUAAUGAACUUUUCAGUAAAUUAAAAUGCCAAACGUCUAAGUUAAGGUAUUAAUGAACAUCUUGGGGCAUUGUAAAUAUUUGCAUAAUUCAAACUUUGAUGUUUUA
Messenger RNA from Ostrea edulis (European flat oyster), 1461 nucleotides. Its product is annotated as fucolectin-like. The coding region runs from base 1 to 666 and encodes 221 amino acids. The transcript has 4 exons. NCBI's taxonomy places the organism in Eukaryota, Metazoa, Mollusca, Bivalvia, Ostreida, Ostreidae. The record is from RefSeq and is a predicted model, not a curated record.